This is a messenger RNA of Oncorhynchus masou masou (cherry salmon), 483 nucleotides long. Its product is annotated as F-actin-uncapping protein LRRC16A-like. The coding region runs from base 1 to 483 and encodes 160 amino acids. Gene Ontology annotation, cellular component: lamellipodium; plasma membrane. Lineage: Eukaryota; Metazoa; Chordata; Actinopteri; Salmoniformes; Salmonidae. Gene Ontology annotation, biological process: regulation of Arp2/3 complex-mediated actin nucleation; cell migration. The transcript has 7 exons. The record is from RefSeq and is a predicted model, not a curated record.
AUGGGAGAGCAGCGUUCAACUGUGGUUCACAAGGCUACUAUACUAUGGCCUCUCAGGAAAGGCAAAGAUGUGCCUCCAUCCUUCAAGCACUUCUUCAGCAGCGCCGUGGCCCUCAGCUGCAUCAACCUUUCAGGAACCAAACUCCCUCCAGAGGCCUUGAAAGCUCUUCUGCUCGGUCUGGCCAGUAACCCCAACAUCAAGGAAGUGUCGUUAGACCUCAGCUGCUGUGAGCUCAGGUCUGGGGGGUCACAGAUCCUGGAGGGAUGCAUCGCUGAGCUCCCCAACAUCUCCAGUCUGGACAUCUCUGAUAACGGUCUGGACUCUGACCUGUCCACUCUGCUGGUGUGGCUGGCCAAGAAUCGAUCCAUCCGACACCUCUCACUGGGGAAGAACUUCAACAACAUCAAGUCCAAAAAUCUGGCCCCUGUCCUGGACAAUCUGGUUCAUAUGAUUCAGGAAGAGGAAUCGUGCCAGACAGUAUGA